AUGAUGAAAGCGCUGGAUCCGACCUAUCCGCUUUAUCCCAUCGUCGAGAUCUUCUCUACGGUCCUGCUUCUCCUGGUGCUAGCGACCAGCGUUGUGCGCCACAGUUGGAACCUCGGCGUUCUCUUCCUCUGCUUCUGGCUCCCUCUUGAACUCGUGGGCAGUGCCGCCGGUCACAUCAUCUGGUCGGACAAUGGUCAUGGUACCGCGCGCUUUCACACCUUCUGUGACAUCUUUUCCCGCCUGCAACUCGUCUGUUACGUCGUCAAGCCAAUGUCGACGCUCAUUCUGUCGCGCCGACUGUACAUGAUUGCUAGUCUUCGCCCUAUCAACUUGGAAUGCGCAGCAGCGCGACGGUGGAACUUUGCACUGGAAUGGACGCUGGGUAUCGGUGUGCCUCUCAUCGUCGCCGGGCCACUAUAUUACGUCUUGCAACGAUACCGCUUCGUGGUCAAGGAAGGUUUCGGUUGCGCCAACUCUCAUGCGCACUCUAUACUCUCGAUACUCUUGAUAGAAGGGUGGCUCGUCGUUCCUCCUCUGCUGUCCGCCGCCCUCUAUUACCCGAAGGUCAUCAAGACGUUCUAUUGCCAAAGAAGAGAUAUCGAACGGUUCCUACAGAGCGACGGUCCUGAGGCUGCUUCUCAUGUCAACUACGCGCGCCUCCUCAUCCUCGCCAGCGUCGACAUCCUCCUCAUGCUACCCUGCGGUUUGGCCAGCAUCAUCCUGUACACACUCGAGUUAGAGCCUAUCCCCUUCCACUCCAACGGUAUUCACAUCCAUCACCACAACCAUACUAUGAUCAAGACGGUUACCUAUGAAGAGCUGACGAGCGGGCAGGCCGGAUCGGCGAGGAUGGCGAGGAUUUACUUCCUCACGGCGACGUCCCCCGUGCUGGCUUUCACCAUCUUCGGCCUGUUCGGCGUGACCUCUGAAGCGCGUGCAUCGUACCGUCGCAUCAUCCGUACGGUCACGACACUAGUGGGAUGGCGGCCUGCUUCUCUCAAACACGUAGAGGCGCACUCGUCUCUAGGUCCGAUCGAGUUUGGGGAGAGGACGCCUACUCAUGUCACGCUCUCUGACAUAGGAAUGCGCCCAAGUCCUGUUGACCUGGUGGACCAGGAGUCGAAGAGCAAGUAUGCCAGUGCGCUCGGCACGCCCGACGGCGAGGUGAUUCAAAUGAAGGAAGUGGACCACGAUGCAGCUUCGUACAUUGUAUCGUAG
Messenger RNA from Peniophora sp. CBMAI 1063, 1218 nucleotides. The record is from the annotation of a GenBank genome assembly. Lineage: Eukaryota; Fungi; Basidiomycota; Agaricomycetes; Russulales; Peniophoraceae.